Molecule: messenger RNA, 1364 nt
Organism: Rhodamnia argentea
Lineage: Eukaryota; Viridiplantae; Streptophyta; Magnoliopsida; Myrtales; Myrtaceae
Product: biotin carboxyl carrier protein of acetyl-CoA carboxylase 1, chloroplastic
Exons: 7
Coding region: 228-1070 (280 amino acids)
Biological process (GO): fatty acid biosynthetic process
Cellular component (GO): acetyl-CoA carboxylase complex
Molecular function (GO): acetyl-CoA carboxylase activity
Source: RefSeq, a predicted model, not a curated record
GCGCCCCCCGCACGCCCCACGCUUCGGUUUCAUCGACGCUCUCCGUCGCUUCUCUCCACCCCCUCUCGCUUCCAACUCUACAGACGGACUCCCCGAAUCUCUCUCUCUCUCUUUCUCUCUCUCUCUCCAUACAAACCGAGGUAACUGAGCCGAACCCACCAUUCCAUUCUGCACCCUCCUCGUGAUUUGCGUCGAAAGGAGCUGCCUUUUGUGCCAGAGAGCCACCAAUGGCGUCGUCUCUCUCCACCACCUCUUCGACCCUCGCUAAAGCCUCCACCUCCCGCCUGCCUCGCUCUUCCUCUCCUCCCAGCUCCCCCAACGCUCCACGCGCUCUCUCCUUCCGCCUCUCCCCUAAGCCCAGGCUCCGAUUCCUCGCCCGGGGGUUGCAUCAUACCUCCAGGAGCUCAGUAGUGGUGAAGGCCCAAUCAAAAGAGGUUGCCGUUGAUGGAUCCUCAAAUGCUGCUGCUAUGCCUCCAUCAAAACCUGCAGUACCAGCCUCAGAAAAAAGGGACGCUCAGCCACCUAUUGAUCCCUCUUCUGCAAGUUUGGCUACCGAGGAGUCAAUCUCAGAAUUUAUCUCUCAAGUUUCAAAUCUAGUCAAGCUUGUUGAUUCUAGAGAUAUUGUAGAGCUGCAGCUAAAGCAGCUUGACUGCGAGCUAAUUAUUCGCAAGAAAGAGGCCUUGCCUCAACCGCCAGCUCCUGCUCCGCCUAUGAUGAAUUAUGCGCCCUCUCCUGUUAUAGGCCCACCUGCUGCAGUUGCACCUGCCUCUGCAGCUGCACCUGCAGCUCCUAGGCCACCACCUCCAUCGGCUAGCAAGCCAGCUGAAUCAUCGCUUCCACCUCUUAAAUGUCCCAUGGCAGGAACAUUCUAUCGAAGUCCAGGACCGGGUGAACCUCCAUUUGUAAAGAAAGGAGACAAAGUACAGAAAGGACAGGUCAUAUGCAUUAUCGAGGCCAUGAAAUUGAUGAAUGAAAUUGAAGCUGAUCAAUCGGGAACUAUAGUUGAUGUUCUUGCGGAAGAUGGCGAAGCAGUCAGCGUUGACAUGCCACUUUUUAUCAUCCAACCGUAACCCUUGAUCUUGAGGAGGCAAAAGCACAACUCUUAGAAGAAGAGUAAUUUUCUUGGUACUGUGGUGACAUGCGGCAUUGAUUGAUUUGAGUUGGUAUAUUUUGAAAGUUGAGUUGAUAGGUAGAGAAGUAAGGAUGGUUUGCAUGUUAUUCGUUUCGAUACUGCGUUGUUGCUGGGAUGACAUACACGAAUAAACUUUUGGCUUUUCGCUUCAAUCCUAUUAUGUUCAAGUAGUGGAUUGGUAUGUGGACAAUAAUGGCUGAUUCCUUAAUCUACCAACUUAGUGAAUGCAGUU